AUGGAACCCUCAAGAACUGAUGCUAAGAAAGACCAAUUCAUUGGCUCUGUCAAGGACAAUGUUGGUGGUGCUGUUGGUAACGAAUCCAUGCAAUCCAAGGGCAAGACUCAAAAUGCUGCUGGUCAUGGUCAAGAAACUGCUGCCAAUGUGACUGACUACGUGAAGGGCGCUAUGGAUCAAGCUGCCGGUGCUGUCAAGGGUGCCUACAACUCUCUUACUGGUAACACUACUGGUGAAGCUCAAAACAAGAUGCAACAACACAAGGGUGAAGCUCAAAAAGAAUUCAGCUCUUCGUAA
Molecule: messenger RNA, 297 nt
Organism: Gilbertella persicaria
Lineage: Eukaryota; Fungi; Mucoromycota; Mucoromycetes; Mucorales; Choanephoraceae
Exons: 1
Coding region: 1-297 (98 amino acids)
Source: RefSeq, a predicted model, not a curated record